Molecule: messenger RNA, 2352 nt
Organism: Lodderomyces elongisporus
Lineage: Eukaryota; Fungi; Ascomycota; Pichiomycetes; Serinales; Debaryomycetaceae
Gene: CCM1
Exons: 1
Coding region: 1-2352 (783 amino acids)
Molecular function (GO): protein binding
Source: RefSeq, a predicted model, not a curated record
AUGUCUUUCCGAAUAUCACAACAGCUUUUUGGCAAAGGGCAUUUUAGUGCUAAUGGCAUUUUGCGGUCUCUGUACUGUGGUUGUCGUUAUAUAUUCACACCAAGCUCAUUAGAUAAAACUACACCUUUACGGCGGGACCCAAAGUUGCCGAUACACAGCGAUGACCAUGGCAACAAAAACGAAAACAAAAACAAAAAUAAGAAUAAGAAUAAAAACAAAAAUAAGAAUAAAGUCAAGCACAAUCAUAAUCACAAUUUCAAUCAUCAGUAUGGUCUUGGCAGAUCAAACGCUUCGUAUUCAGAAAAAAGUAAACUCACACUGAAAAGAAAGGAACUAGAGUCGAAACGACAGUCUACCCAACCGCAGAAAAAAGUUUUUGUGCACGAUCUUAGAUCUUUAACGCAGGAGAUUUCCACAUAUGUUCAAUACAAAGAGUUGGAAGAAAAAGGGGAAGCUAUGGAGCCUGAAGAAAUAUAUCGACUGAUUUCAGGGGGAAACGAAGCAUCCAACACCAAGACUGAAAGCACAGGAAAGGAACUCAAACUAAGAAACCAGAUCCCCAAAGAAAUCUCAAACAAGUUGGGGCUUGUAAUGGAGUUUCUGAGUUCAAACGGCACUGGAAUAAACUGGCCCACAAUCACUGACCAAUUAAGCCUAAGUGGUGGGUUCCAAGGAUUUAGCUCCGAAACAGUCAAUCGCUUCAUUAGUUUGAUACCUUUGCAAAGUCUCAAUAAAAUGAGACCUAGCUUGUUACACAUGUGCAAAGACGCGCAAGUGAAUUUAUCAUCCAAAGUUGAGACCAAACUAUUCAAGUCUAUGGCAUUGGGUGACAGACUUUCUGAUACUACGAUUCAGGAAAUGGAAGAGGAGUUUGAGAAAUUACAGGCUAGUAAUCGCUUAAAAACAGAACAUUUUGAAACAAUGGCAUUAGCAUAUGUCAAGAAUCAGAAAUUGGAGAAAGUUGAUAGCUUGAUACAGACAAUGAAACUUCGAGGCUUGGAGAUUGGGAGGUCUAUUUUUACCUCUAUAUUGAUAGGCUACACAUAUUAUGAAAAAAACGUUGAUAAAGCAUUACAAACAUUUGAAGCGAUGAAGUUUUUGUCCAAAAAGACCGCACCCACAUCUCAGAACUACAAGGACAUCAUUGCUGCAUGCACAAUGAAUGGGAAAAUUGAAUUGGCACUAAACUUUUAUCAGGACAUGUUGGAACAGAAUACUCAAGUGAACCAAACUGUUUUAGCGAUGCUUGCAAAGGGAUGUAUUAAAAAUAACGCAUUGGUACCGAAAGCUUGGGAGUUUAUCUUUAAGAUUUAUGACUUUUCUUGGUCGCCAAGUUUAGACACAUAUGAGACAAUGUUGUAUAUUUCAGCUCGAGAAGGAGAUGCCAACUUGACAAGAGCACUUUUUUUUAAAUUGUUGCAAAGCGGCUCAGUAACACCUAGGGCAGCAUUUUACUUAAUGAUGUCUUAUUCUAGGUAUUCUGAGAAGAAGAACAACACUGGGUUCUACUCCAUAACUAAUAGCGAAAGAGGUAGAUUGUUCCGCGAUCACAUUAUCAAUGAUGUUGAUUAUACAAAAAGUGUGUUUGAGUUUCCGAUGUUGCCAUUAAACAAUCUUCACUCGGAGGAACUCAUAUUGGCAGAAGCUUUAGCAGUAUGGUCAUUUUUUUCAAUCAACAAGCCUAGUUUCCUAACUCCUCAACUUCUUUCUUGCUACUUGACUGCGGUGUUGAAUCAUGGAAAAUUGAACGAUUUCAAAAACGUAUUCGAGGAUUGCACUUAUGCAGAAGUGUCGUUACCCCUGAAUCGUCAGCAAGUUGAUCAAACUGGUAAAGUCGUCCACGUUGACCAAGAUACAGAAAGUGAAGAAAACGAGACAAAACAAGACAAACAAGCCAAUCAUGCAACAACUUCUACAUUUGAUAUUCAAAUAGCUAACUUAAACUCAUCUUUGCCCCAGCAAACAAAUAAUUUGCAUAAACUUCCUCGUGAAAGCAUCGUGUACAAAAUAGCAAUGAGAGCUGCUGCCAAAUUCAGAGACGGCGAGCUUGCCGACAAUAUUAUUGCAGAGAGGGGUCUUUAUAGGAAGUCAAAGUCUUAUAAGCUAUUACCUAAAAGGAAGCAAAUUGCAUUGGAUUUUGAGUUUGCCUGUUCUACAGUCCAUUAUUACACUGACGUUGGAUUGUUUAACGAUGCUUUAGCAGUUAUAUUGCUGUCUGAAGACACAUUUAAUUGGUCGUGGAAGGAAGUUGGAAAAUUGAUCAACACAGCAGCUAGUCUUCAUGAUACUAAAACGGUCGAGACAGCCAAAAGUAUCAUAAAGCGUGUGAAAUUGAGACAGCAUAGUCUUUAG